AUGGGGGCACUGUUGGAGCAGAUCACUGUGCGGACCACGUUGCCCGCCUGGGUUCGAAAGUGGCAGGUCUGGCUUCUGAGUGACUUCUUGAUCAUUGUCCUGCUUGGCUGUUCCUUCUGUCUGCCGACGACCGGGCUGCCCAUGGUCGAUGCCCUCAUCGCUUACAACAACCUCGUCACAGGGCCUCUGCAGUUGGCCUUGGUUGUGCUGGUCAGCUGCGACUGCAACUCCUUCAGGCUGCUCUUCAGCCUCACAGAGGGCAGCCGCAAGUUGGCAGCCUCCAUGCUGAAGCUCUCCUACACGAUCUACCUGACCCACUGGCCCUGGGCCAUCUGCAUGCACCUUGCUGGCCUUUUCAGCCUGGACUCCUGGAACUCCAUGCUGGCCACUUGGGGCACCUCCGUCCUCUUCGCCAUCUUCCUGGAUUUUGUUGUCGUGGAUCCCUUCACUGCGGCGUUCUGCGGGUGGAUCACUCCACCCAAGCCCCAGGGCGCAAAGGAUGCUGCACAGAGCCAGGACGCACAGAACAAGAAGGCCACGAAGGCCCCGCAGGACGACCUCGAGCGGGGCUCGGCUGCUGCUGCGCCCCAGGUGGCCGCCGCGCCUUCGGAGAGGAGCGAGAGGAGCUCACGGAGGGCCGAGUCCUUGCCCUUCGCGGCCUUCCGCUUCUCCCAGGUGUGA
Symbiodinium natans is the source of this 681-nucleotide messenger RNA. The record is from the annotation of a GenBank genome assembly. NCBI's taxonomy places the organism in Eukaryota, Dinophyceae, Suessiales, Symbiodiniaceae.